Molecule: messenger RNA, 1719 nt
Organism: Paraphaeosphaeria sporulosa
Lineage: Eukaryota; Fungi; Ascomycota; Dothideomycetes; Pleosporales; Didymosphaeriaceae
Product: ammonium transporter
Exons: 3
Coding region: 64-1614 (516 amino acids)
Biological process (GO): ammonium transmembrane transport
Cellular component (GO): plasma membrane
Molecular function (GO): ammonium channel activity
Source: RefSeq, a predicted model, not a curated record
CAGCGACCCCAGCUGUGUAGUGAAGAAAGUUGUACAAGGACUCCACUCGACCACACCGUCACAAUGUCGAGUGCACCCACUCCGGUAAGUCUUCUUGAGUUUCCAUUGGUCACAGUCUUCCAGACCAGUCUUGUGCAGCGUCGUCGGCCGCAAGCACCUUUCCCGCAUUGUAUCGCUUCCAUCAAGUCAAGACGAAAUGUUGACCAAGCACAGCCCGAGUAUGACCCGGCGAAGCCAAACGGAGGCAACUCUCUCGAUGAGGAUGUCAACGCCCAAUACGCUGGCCUCGAGUUCCACUAUGUCUACCUGAUGGUGUGCGCCUUUCUCGUGUGGCUCAUCAUCCCUGGUAUCGGUUUUCUCUACAGCGGACUCGCGCGUCGCAGGUCGUCUCUCGCGCUUCUAUUCCAGUCCUUCGCUGUUGCAGCAGUUGUUUGCUUCCAAUGGAUGUUCUGGGGCUACUCGCUCGCGUACUCUCGCACGGCCAAUGCAUUCAUCGGUGACCUCGCCAACUUCGGCCUGAAGAACGUGGUGGCAGCUCCAUCUCCCGGGUCGGUCCUUCUACCCGAGAUCGUCUUCUGCCUGUACCAGAUGCUGUUCUGUAUCUGCACCGUGGUCCUCGUCACUGGCGGUAGCUUCGAGCGUGGUCGCAUCCUGCCCUCGCUGAUCUUUUCGUUCUGCUGGGCUACCAUCGUGUACUGCCCUAUCGCCUGCUGGACCUGGAAUGCCAAUGGUUGGCUGUACAAUCUCCCUUCUCUCGACUUCGCUGGUGGAGGCCCUGUGCAUAUUGCAAGUGGCUGGGCUGCUCUCGCAUAUGCCUUCGUUCUCGGAAAACGCGUUCACAAAGGAGAGAAACUCCACGGCAAACCUCACAACACCACUUUGGUGUUCAUUGGAACCGUUUUCAUUUGGUUCGGAUGGUUUGGCUUCAACGGUGGCUCUGCCCUCAAUGCUUCAGUCCGCUCCAUGAUGGCAGCCUUCAACACUAACACUGCUGCCUGCUUCGGGAUUAUCGGUUGGACAUCUGUCGAAUACAUUCGCACCAAGGGUCACUUCUCGCUCGUCGGCGCCUGCUCUGGAGCCAUCGCUGGUCUCGUCGGUAUCACACCCGCCGCGGGUUUUGUCAGUGUGUGGAUCGCUGGCCUCAUCGGCUUCCUGACGGGAGCCAUCUGCUCCUCGGCCAAGAACAUUGACAAGCUCCUGCGCAUCGACGAGGGUAUGGAUGUCUUCAAGCUACACGGUAUCGGCGGCAUGUGCGGAUCUUUCUUCACCGGUAUCUUCGCUCAGAAGUGGGUAUCCGCUUUGGAUGGCGCGUCCAUCUACGAGGGUGCGCUUGAUGGUGUUGGCGUUCAGGUCGGCCGUCAGCUUGCUGAGAUUUGCGCCAUCUCCGCUUAUUCCUUUUCCGUGACUUGUAUCCUGCUAUUCACGCUCAAGUACAUUCCGGGAAUGCACUUGCGCGUUACCGAGGAAGCAGAGAUGAUCGGCCUGGAUCUGGACCAGUUCCUCGACGAGCAGAUCGGUGACUGGAGCAUUUUGGAGCAGCAUUCACUGCAGGGUGUCACUCAACCGAGCAGCGCCCAGGGAAGCUCGGAGGCUGUGGCCGCCAAGUCUGGAUAGGAAGGAAAGGAAACAACUGGAGCUGCACAAAUUGGCUUUUGUAAUAGAACGUGACUGUAUACCCUCGCUUUAGUAUGUUUAAUAUAAUAACGCAGUAACUCCGAG